Messenger RNA from Stylonychia lemnae, 771 nucleotides. NCBI's taxonomy places the organism in Eukaryota, Ciliophora, Spirotrichea, Sporadotrichida, Oxytrichidae. The record is from the annotation of a GenBank genome assembly.
AUGCCUUCAAUGAAUUUGAUUACCUCAGACCCAGUGGCUCAAUAGUAGCUAGCUAGUAAUCUGCUCUAAUAGCAAGUUCUCUAGCAGUAACUAUUGCAGCAGUAACCUUAGCAACAACUGAAUUCCCCAUAAUCUCCAAAUCCUUACAUUAAUCAGUUUCAAGUUCCAGUCACUCAAAAUACCUCCACAUUUAGCAAUAAUCUCUCUUCUACCAGCACAGCUAACACUACGGCUUCUGCAAAUAACAUUCCAACAGUUGAAUAGCAAUUCGAGUCUUUGAAAAACGCUUACUUUAAUGCGAAACCACUUAAUCUAAAGUAGAUAGCAUCGGAGAAUAUGACUUAAAACCCAUUGAACUCUUAAAAAUGUUUAGCUUGUAAACAAACAUGUUAGAUAAAGAGCCUGCUCUGCUGUGAGAUGUGCCUUAUUCAGGUUCACUAUGAAUGCUAUGGGCAGAGUAACUUUUUUAAUAAUCCAUUGACAUUGAGAAUAUACGGCAUUAACAAUCCUAGUCAGCAGGGCAAACUGCCAACAAGCAUUUGGAUUUGCGAUAGAUGCUGCAUUUCAAUUGAAAAUGAGCAGUUGAGAGAUCUUAAUAAAAUGAAAUGUUAGUAUUGCUAGCAGACUUCUGGACUGAUGAAAAUGCUUGACUCUGAAGAGAAGUGGGUGCAUUACGACUGUGUCAUGAGUCAUUAAUAGUUAUAGCAGCAAAAAUAGCACUAACUUUUAUAAUAGUAACAGUAGCUGUUGAAUCAAUAAGUAAUGCAGUGA